AACGAAUUGGAGGCGCACCGUGAAGCCAGCUUGUCUGAAGCAACUGUUGACGUGCAAAGGCAACACAGAGGAUAAAUCAUGACGUCGCUGGGGAGCAGCAGUUCCUCUGGCACUGAAUACACUGUGCGAGUCCCCAAAAACACCAACAAGAAGUACAACAUCAUGGCUUUCAAUGCAGGAGACAAAGUCAACUGUUCAACCUGGACGCAGGCUCGUAUGGAAAGAGACAUGAGUGCUCGGCGCAUAUAUGGGGAGGAGGAGAGUGCGGAAGGUGCAGCUGGCAGUGAGUUUGGCAAAAAGCAGCGUGAGGAAGCGCGGCGGAAGAAGUUUGGUAUCGUGACACGCGAGUUCAAAGCAGAGGAUCAACCCUGGAUUCUCAAGGUCAAUGGCAAGGCUGGCAAGAGGUUCAAAGGUCUAAAGAAGGGCGGUGUUACAGAAAACGCAUCCUACUACAUCUUUACACAGUGUCCCGAUGGAGCUUUUGAGGCCUUCCCGGUACAGGGCUGGUACAACUUCACACCGCAAGCCAAACACCGAACUCUCACUGCUGAGGAGGCUGAGGAGGAGUGGGGCAGGAGGAACAAGGUGGUAAAUCACUUCAGCAUCAUGCUUCAGAGACGUCUGCGGGAGCAGGAGCGUGGUGACGACGACGAGGACGAAAACGAGAAAUCGGGGAAGAAGAAAAAGAAAGGGGGUGGGAGAGGAGGUGAUCUGCGCAUUCACGACCUGGAAGACGACCUGGAGAUGAGCAGCAAUGACAGUGACAGCAGUAUGGGAGAUGAUGGAGAAGGCAAGUCGAAGACAAAGAAAGACACGGGGAAAGGAAAAGGAAAGAAGAAGAAAAAGAGCAACGACAAAGAGGCCUUGGAAGACAGCGAUGACGGUGACUACGAGGGUCUAGAGGUGGAUUACAUGUCAGAUGAAAGCAGUUCAGAUGAAGAGCCAGAAAAGGGGAAGCCCAGCAAAGGAGAGGACCUCCCUAAAGGGAUUGAUGAGGCAUCCGAAAGCGAGGAAGAAAGUGAGGAAGAGAAACAGAACGAGGAGGAAACAAAAGAAGAGGAAGAAGAAGAGGAUGGAAAGAAAACCCCAGUUCAAGUUGACAAGAAGAAGAAAAAAGACAGCAGUGGAGAAUCAGACAGCUCAGACGACAGCGACAUAGAGGGAGAGACAGCCUCCGCUCUGUUCAUGAAAAAACGCACACCUCCUAAACGUGGAGGUGGGCGUGGCUCCGCAGGAAGCUCCAGGACUGGCAGCCGCCCGGGAACACCAUCCAUAGACUCUGCCUCAACCUCCAGCACACUCCGUGCCGCUGCCAGCAAGCUAGAGCAAGGUAAAAGACAGCCUCAGGGGCCUGCCACUGACUCACCAGCAGCCAAAAGGCUGAAGAUGGAGCCUAGCAGUCAGAGUCCUGUUCCUUCUGGGAAGAGCACACCUCAGCCCCCAUCAGGAAAAUCCACACCAAGUUCCAGUGAUGUGCAGCUAACAGAGGAAGCUGUCCGGCGCUACCUGAUCCGUAAACCAAUGACCACCAAAGACCUGCUGAAGAAGUUCCAGACCAAGCGCACUGGUUUGAGCAGUGAGCAGACUGUAAACGUGCUGGCACAGAUCCUGAAGCGGCUCAACCCAGAGCGCAAGAAUAUUAACGAAAAAAUGCAUUUCUACCUCACUGAAUAACCAAUGUAAGUGGGGGAUGGAGAGGCGGUAGAGAGGACCACAGAGUGAAAAGGUUUAGUAUUUUCAACACCCCUGACCCUGCCAGAGAGGCUUUGUGUCUGUUUCAAAACAGAUUGUGCUGUGACAUGCUGCAGGAUGAAAAGUUGAAACUGUCACACAUGGUGUUUAUCAAAAAGUAUUUUGUUAAACAUCUUGAAUUAGUUUUUCAUACCCUGAAGUUUCAUAUUAAAGACUGAAAACAUUGUCAAUGUCUAGAGGGAAAAUAGCUCAAACGUUGUGUGGUUAUUCUCCAUGUGUAAACAGUUUAACGUAGAGCUUAAUGAAUGAAAAAA
Scomber japonicus (chub mackerel) is the source of this 2006-nucleotide messenger RNA. RefSeq names its product general transcription factor IIF, polypeptide 1 (gene gtf2f1). Lineage: Eukaryota; Metazoa; Chordata; Actinopteri; Scombriformes; Scombridae. The transcript is spliced from 14 exons. Gene Ontology annotation, cellular component: transcription factor TFIIF complex; nucleus. Bases 79 to 1674 code for a protein of 531 amino acids. The record is from RefSeq and is a predicted model, not a curated record. Gene Ontology annotation, biological process: positive regulation of transcription elongation by RNA polymerase II; transcription initiation at RNA polymerase II promoter. Gene Ontology annotation, molecular function: DNA binding; TFIIF-class transcription factor complex binding; RNA polymerase II general transcription initiation factor activity.